Messenger RNA from Lachancea mirantina, 1710 nucleotides. The record is from the annotation of a GenBank genome assembly. Lineage: Eukaryota; Fungi; Ascomycota; Saccharomycetes; Saccharomycetales; Saccharomycetaceae.
AUGGAUUCUCCGCGGCCUGCGAAGCAAGAAGAACUGAGCGUACAUGUGCCUUUAGGGAACCUUAAUUCCACCCCACAGAGGAUGAACUGCAUUGAGGAAGAAGAAUUGCAUGGCACAGACAUACCACCUCCAGACCUUGGAGGAAUCAAUACGCCGCAACGUCCCGCAUCUCUGUACUCCAAUCAAGAGGCUAAUAACUCGAGUAGCAGCUUCAUCUACAACCAGGGAUUCAGUUUUGGUGAGGACUCUGGGUCGCUGGGGCCUGGUAAUGCAAAUUUUGAAAACAAACGUCACUCAAGGUAUCUUCCGGGUCCGAAACUGCCGCCCCUGUCAUCUACUCGAAACCGCUCUCCUGUAAGGGUAGAAAAAUCUUCGUCGCCAGACAGAUCGAAAAGGAGACCCUCAAUUAUCCUGGAUGCACCAUUUAACUUCUCUUCGGCGUCCUUGCAGCCACCUUCGUCGGCAGGAUCCGCCACAUCCAGAACUCAAUUUAGAAGAGGCCAUCGAUACAAACAUUCAUCUGUAUCAAUGAAUUUUUUCCAAGAACCAGAAGUAAAAAUACCCCUCAACAUUGUCAAAUCAUUACCAUUGCCUGAUCUGGCUGACCUUAGGUCGAACAUCCCUUGGCCUCGUGGUUACAUACAGUUGACCACAGCAGUCGCGCAACUCAUAUCCUGCGUUGUUACAUUUCGCGUUGGACAUUCAAAAUCAUGGAGUAAUUUCGUCACCCUCUCGCAUUUCAUUCUUUAUGACGUUUUAGGCUCUGGAGCCAUCAUUUUAGUGGAGAAUUUAUCUCAAUUUCAAGUCUGGAAGACGGGAACGAUCACGUUUCCUUUUGGACUUAAUCGUAUCGAUGUUCUCCUCAGUUUUGCCCUGGCGGUGUCUCUAUGUUUCAUGGGAUUAGAUCUCUUUUUCCACGUGCUAGAAGAAAGCAUUGUUGCCUUUGUUGAGUCGUCUGGACAUGAGGGUCACGACGAUAUUGCUCCAAAAAUUUUACACUCACAUGGAUCCCAUGCAAGCUUCCAAACACCAAGCGACGAACACUUAUGGUUUGCACUGCUAGCUCUAAAUUUUUUGUUGUCCAUAUUUUGCUUGACCUGGACUUUCCAAUCAAAUGCGCACACAAAGUAUAAAACGAAAAAUCCUAUCGUUACCUGCACCUAUAUUGCGUAUUUGACCGUCUUUCCGUUGAUUUCAGGUUACUCGCGUAUUGACCAAUUUGCCACCGUCCUUCUUUCAAUCUUUAUCAUUUCAUAUGGAUGGACGAUUGCCAAGUGGACUUCAAGUAUUUUGCUGAUGGGAUUCUCUCCCAUGUCACUAAAGGGCUUGAUCCUGAACGAUGAAGAUGAAGAUGAAGAUGAAGAUGGGGCGCGGUCAGGAUUGAGGCAUAAGUCAGCGGGCAACAAGUCUCACAUAAGCUCGCGUGUUUCCAAUGGGUCACUGGACGGAAAGGACAGUAAUGCGUCGCGUGUGAAAGUAAGCAUCGUAAAAAGCGUUGAAGAGGAACCUGUUUUCAGGGAGAAAUGUUUGCUCAACUAUGACGAUUUGAAAAUUGCUAAAGUAAGUUUUGAUCAAUAUAUUGUUCUGUUGAAAUUAACAAUAAAAGGUGGAUCAAACGAAGACGAGCUGAGACUGCGUCUGGCUAUAGAUAAACGCAUCAAAAGAAUUUUGAAGGGAGCUGAAACGACUAUUGAAAUUGAAAGACUGUAG